Molecule: messenger RNA, 1413 nt
Organism: Talaromyces atroroseus
Lineage: Eukaryota; Fungi; Ascomycota; Eurotiomycetes; Eurotiales; Trichocomaceae
Exons: 1
Coding region: 1-1413 (470 amino acids)
Biological process (GO): intracellular signal transduction; mitotic cell cycle; protein phosphorylation
Cellular component (GO): cytoplasm; nucleus
Molecular function (GO): ATP binding; histone H3T3 kinase activity
Source: RefSeq, a predicted model, not a curated record
AUGCGAACGGUGCAGCAAAGAAAAGUCUACGGCAAGCGCAGAAUAAACGCCCCCAGAGCAGUGCUUGAAAACGGAAGCCCGGUUAAAUCCUCAGCAGACUUACCCCUUGACCUCCAACCCACAAAACAGACCAUUCCGGAAGAUGUUAUGAGAGAUAUUGAUAUUCAGGUUGCAAAUAUUACAAUUGAAGAUGUGACUUCAACGACCGAACAGAAGCCCAAGGACGAUACACCGUUGCCGGGGAAAUCUCCCGCUCAGAGAAAGUGGCAAUGCCGGACAUCUAUCAGAACACCAACAAGCUUGAGAAAGACGCCACUGAUAUCUACACCAUUAAUACGUGACCAAUCUGUGCAGCCGUCAGCGAGCCCGAGCAUAACCUCUUCGAGUCAAAAGCCCCAAAGGAGACUUUCUUUCACCCCACGACAACCACGAGCCAAACCUACACGAUCGGAACGACUAACAACCAGGCUUUCCUCGGGCUGUGUGGAAGACGAAAAAGUCAACGCAUACGUUCGCCAACUCCUAGACGAAGCUUCAUCCCAACUAGCUGCGCGGGGAGUACAGAAAUUCAGUUCAUGGGCAUGUCGGUCCGAAAGCGCAUUUAAUCCAGUGAAGAUCGCGGAGGGCUCUUAUGGAGAAGUAUACAAACUCCUCUUGAGGGAAGAUAUAUGCAAGCGAAACAUGUCGAAAUCAAGACUAGCAAAACUGCGCGCAUAUGGCGAAGGCGUUUUUAAAGUUGUGCCACUGCGCGCACAUAAAGGACCGGGAUCAAAGAAAUUCACGACUAUCGAUGAGAUUGCGGCUGAGGUUCAAUUGCUCAAGCUGCUCGAUCCAAUACCUGGGUUUGCUCGGUUCAGAGAAGUGCAUGUGGUUCAAGGCCGGUUCCCGCCUUCGUUUCAAAAUGCGUGGGAUAUCUACAAGGCCACAAAAGAUGAUUGUAUGAAUCCAAACCCGGCAAAUAAAAGGGCGUACAGCGACAACCAACUAUGGGCUAUAUUGGAGAUGGACGAUGCCGGUGUCGAGUUGGAGAAGUUCUCUUGGUCUUCGGUUUUCCAAGUAUACGAUAUUUUCUGGGGGGUAGCAAUGGGGUUGGCUAGGGCAGAAGAAUUUGCGUUGUUUGAACACCGAGAUCUUCAUUUGGGCAAUAUCUGUCUUCGGUCUACGAGGGCUGACGGCGAUAUGCAAGCUCUGGCUACCCUUGACACGCAGCAACUAGACAACUCCAGUGGCUUUGGGAUUAGCUCAUUGGAGACCACAAUCAUCGACUACUCGCUGUCACGCGCUGAACUGCAAUUAACAGAUGAUCCGGAGGAGACAGUUGGCAUUGCUUCUUCGGAUCUGGACAGCAAACAACUCUUUGAUGCCGUUGGACGCGACGAGGACGAGAUCCUCCUGCGAAAUACGUAUAGAUAG